UGGAUUUCCUAGCAGCUCGUUCUGCUUGUUGGUUACGUUGUAUCAAUCUCCAGUAUCGGAUGGUACUAACAACCAGCAAGAUACAGAUACAUCGAAAGCAGAGGAAUUAACCCGGGGAGGAAAUCUGUUCAAUGUUGGAUUUACUGUACAGGGGACCAAAGGGAAAUAUUAAAUCCUUGAAUGGUUUGAGAUUUAACCUAAAAAUGACCGCCCGAGCCGGUAUUUUCGAUUUGGAACGGGAUCUCAAAGUGUGAUGGCAGCAGUCCAGUGAAUUGCUGGCCUCUCCUUUUCCUUGCCGUUGGAUUUCUUGGGGAGUGCAUUGGUCUGUGGUUAUUUUGACAGAUUUUGUUGUCAUUCUCGUCAAUUACUUUUACUCUUUCUAUCUAUGGAGUGUACGUAAUCCGUCGUUGUACUGGGGUUUGCAAACGGGGGCAAAAUGUGGGUAAAUAGGAAGGGGAUACCUAGACCCUAAGGAUUCUCUCAACCCAGUCCCCCAGCAGUCAGAGAAGGUGGCGGACCUCAUUGAGGCAAACCUGGGCCGUUGGCACUAAAAUGUCCUUAAGUAGUGGCACUGCAGGCGGGAAAGGUGUGGACUCGAAUGCGGUGGACACUUACGACAGCGGUGAUGAGUGGGACAUCGGUGUAGGAAAUCUGAUUAUUGACCUAGACGCUGACUUAGAAAAGGACAAACUUGAGAUGUCUGGAACCAAGGACGGCGGGGGUAUGACGGCUCCGUCCAGUGCUGUUGCAGCUUUGCCUGACAACAUCCGAUUUGUUAGUCCUGUACCUGGCCCUCAAGGCAAGGAGAGUAAAUCUAAAUCCAAACGCAGCAAAAACUCAAAAGACAAUAGUAGCAAGGUCUCAGCUGGAGAUGGGGCCAAGAAAGAAGGGCAGACGCGAACCCAAGGGGAACCAACCAACACUGGUGCUACUGCAGGAGCCACUAGCAACAAUUCCACUACUGGCAAAGGAAUGGAGAAGGGUGGCAAAGUCUCUCGGAGCAGUGGUAAAAAAGACAAGGAAGGGGCAAGUGGGAAAAGUAAGAAGGAGAAAAGCGAGGGAGUGCCAGUGGUAGUAAUAGCUGCCACUGAAAAGGAGGUGGUUUCUCAAGUAGCUUUGGGGGUUAACCGUAGUGCCCCCUUUGAGAACACACAAUCUACAGACUUGGUAGGGGACGAUCAGCUGGGAAAUAUUGCACUUGAGCCUGUUGGGAUAGUUCCAGCAUUGACAAUUAAAACUGAACCGCAGGAGCUGGACAAUAUAGAAUGCAGAACAUUAAAGAAAGUGAAAAAUGAAAAGAUGGAAUCUCCUGUCUCCACACCGGCCCCUCCCCCCCUCCACAUCCUGGCCGCCGUGGGCGACAACAUCGCGUCACCGUGCGAGCAGAUAAUGGUGCGCACGCGCUCGGUGGCGUCCAACACAUCAGACGCGUCCCUGGCCACGGAGCCCGAUUGCCUUGGUCCCUGCGAGCCCGGGACUAGCGUCAACCUGGAGGGCAUUGUGUGGCAAGAGACCGAAGACGGCAUGCUGGUGGUGAAUGUGACCUGGAGGAACAAGAGCUACGUCGGUACCCUGUUGGACUGUACUCGACACGAUUGGGCGCCUCCCAGGUUCUGUGAGUCUCCCACCAGUGACUUGGAGAUGAGGAAUGGCCGGGGCCGGGGCAAGAGGAUGAGGCCCAACAGCAACACACCCGUCAACGAGAACAGCAACUCGUCGGACAACAAGGGCAGCGGCACCAGCAAGACACGCGCCGCCAACAACAACAGUAAGGGCCGGCGGGGCAGCCAGACGUCGUCGGAGCGCCGCACGCCACCCAACAGCAACACAGAGGACGUCAAGGCCAGCCCCUCAUCGGCCAGCAAGCGCAAGUCCAAACCUGCCUCAGACAUGGAGCCCAACUCCAGCUCUGAGGACACCAAAGGCAACAAGCGCAUGCGCACCAACUCCAACAGCGGCGGAGGAGGGGCGCCUCCCCCUGUCCUUCCCCCCAUCCCCUCAAUUAAAACUGAGCCCCAGCCUCCGACGCUCGACCGCAACUGCCCCUCGCCGGUCCUCAUCGACUGCCCACACCCCGGGUGCAACAAGAAGUACAAGCACAUCAACGGCCUCAAGUACCACCAGGCACGCGCACACAACGACGACGACGACAUCAAGCUGGACCUGGAUGGAGACAGUGAGUACGGGGAGGACUCCACGCUUCAUCCUGAGCCGGGGAACUGCAACGGGGCCUCCAGUUCUCACAAAGGCUGCCUGUCUCCCGCACGGUCCGUCACCCCAAAAGGAAGGGGCUUUGACUGCCAGAGUCCGUCUCCUUCCCCUGGCAAGUUUGGUUCCAAACAGAGUAAAAAGAAAGGUGGUGACGCUGACCCUGAAGCAAGCGGCAUGCCGAUAGAAGGCUGUGACGACGGGCCCUGUCUCACCGACGAGGCCAGCAACGACGGCAUGGAAAAGUCCAAGUCCCACAAAAAGUCCAAGACCGACAAACUUUCUCAGAAGAACAUGAAGUCAUCGUCCCGGCCUGUACCACCAGGGAGCGUAGCUUCCCAGCAGCUCUACUCCCUACAGGCCGCCUCUUUCCCUGCAGGGGGGAACCCCAAUGCCUCCCUAGGGAUCCCCCCUAUGAUACAGGGCAUCCCCAAAAGCCCCCAGAUGAAGUGCGUCCAGCCCACCAAACCUCCCGCCGCGACGGGAGACCCUCCCGCGCUGAACCCUGCUUCCGGUGCCUCAAAAGAGAAGAAGAAGAAGGAGAAGAAGAAGAGAGACAGCAGGAAGGAGGCAGACAGCCCCAAGCCUCCGGGUAAAGGGGGGAAACCAGAAGAGGGCAAGAGCCCCUACGCUGAGUCCUCAGAGCCAGGAAAAGGUGAAGGGCUCCUUAACGGCUCCUCUGACCCUCACCAGAGCCGUCUUGCCAGCAUCAAGGCAGAGGCGGAUAAGAUCUACAGCUUCACCGACAACGCCCCCAGUCUGUCCAUAGGGGUGGCCAGCCGGAUAGAGGGCACGGGAAUGCCUCAGCCCCUCACGCCUCUCCACGUGGUCACCCAGAAUGGUGGCGGAGCCGACAACUCCUCGGUCAAGACCAACAGCCCGGCGUACUCGGACAUCUCGGACGCAGGGGAGGACGGCGAGGGCAGACUUGUGGAAGGGGUUAAGGUCAAGGUGGAGGACCAAGGCAUCAGAGAAGGAGCCAAGAAAGCCUUGUUCCCCAGCCAGACGCCCAACAAGGAGUCUCCGUACUAUGCCGGCUAUGAGGCCUACUACUCGCCCAACUACACCUGCCCCAGCCCCGGUGCCACCAACCCGGGCAUGCCGCACACCGAAAGUCCGGCGGUGAAAGUGAAGCGUGAGGACGAACAGGAGAAUGUGGAAGACAAGGUCAAAGUGGAGCCUCACGAAGAUCGCAAACCCGAGAUGAACGCCUCCAGUCAACAACAACAACAACAUCAUCAUCAACAGCAGCAGCAGCAGCAGCACUCAGUCAUCCAACAGCGCUCCAACAUGUACAUGCAGCCUCUCUAUUACAACCAGUACUCCUACGUUCCCCCGUACGCCUACCACCCGGACCAGGCCUACCACAACCACCUGCUCAACACCAACCCGGCCUACCGGCACCAGUACGAGGAGCGCCAGCGCCAGGUGAUCUCUGAGCAGCACCGGGCGGCAGUGGCAGAGAAGAAGAGCUCUGACGCGGCGGCCAUGAAGGAACGCGAGGCCUCCAUGAAGGAGGAGUGGAAGCAGAAGGCCUUGGGGCCGCCCACUCUCUCCAAGGCCCCUGGCAAGACAGACAGCCUGGCCAACAAGACCCAACAGAACCAGGGUAAGACCAGAGACUCUCCAUCGGAGACCUCCAAGGCCUCCGCCACAGGCCUGAAAGGAGAGGUAUCUAAGUCCCAGCAGGCCGAAGGACUGAAGAUUAAGCUGAGUGAAGGGGGGCACCAUGGGAAGGAGGACUCCAAGCCAAGCCUGGACUCCAGAGCGGGGAUAGAGCAAGCCAUGUGGUACAGACAGCAGACCCAGAUGGAGGACGAGCAGCAACAACCACCACCACCGCGGUGGAAAGACGAGCGAGACCGAGAGCGAGAGAGAGACCGCGACCGCAAAGGGAAGGACGACAGGCCCAACAGGCCCAAGGAGAGUGGCGGUCCCAAAGAGGAGGAUGGCGCUGGUCCGAAAGAGGGCCCAGACCCCAGAACGUCUUCUGCUGAGGACCAACGGGCCAUGGGCAAAGACCCUCGCGCCAAUGCCCACAUGCAGUUCUCCUCAGCCCUGGCGCAGCAUCAGGGCUACAUGCCCUAUAUGCAUGGUUACCCUUAUGGGCAGGGCUAUGACCCCAGCCACCCCGGGUACAGAGGCAUGCCCACGGUCAUGAUGCAGAAUUACCCAGGUUCCCCCUACCUGCCCGCGGGCUACCCGUUCUCCCCUUACGGCGGCAAGAUGGCCGGCGGUGAGGAGGAGGCGAGGGGAGGUGACAAGUCGCGCGCCAGCCCCACGGUGAGCGGCAAGGCAGCUUCGGUGGACUCCAAGGCCCUGGACAUCCUUCAGCAGCACGCCAGCCAGUACAAGAGCAAGUCCCCCACGGUGGGCGACAAGCCGUCCCAUGAGAGGGACAGGGGAGAGAGGAGCGGCGGGGAGAGGGACAUGGAGCGGCCACGCUCCUCGCCCUCCCAGCGCAUCAUGCCCUCCCAUCACCACCUGGGAUACCCGCUGCUCUCGGGCCAGUAUGAUCUGUCCUACACUACAGGUCUCUCGUCAUCAGCUAUUGUUGCCAGUCAGCAAGCCGCAGCUCCCUCCCUCUACCCCCCGGCGCGGAGAUGAAAACGGGAGCCGACACCUCGCCACCCUGCAAAGAUUCAUGUGACUGGCUCACAUGAGGAAGCCCUGGGCUCGGAGUCCAUUUUAGACAUCAGUUGAAUGGUGUUUCUAUAUUUUUAGUUCUCUGUCUGAAUGUCCGGCAGAUUCUUUUUCUUCUCCUAGCAGCAUCUUUUUCCCUCGUUUCCCUCCUGCCCCACCGUGGACUAGGACUGACCUCACCCAAGGUUCAAAGCCAUCACUGUCUGCCCAUGUGCACACCUCCGCUGAUAUCUAUUGGUCUUUGCACUGUUGAUGAACGAACACAUGCAAAAAUAGACCAACUGUGACUGCCUGAAAAGCUGAAAAGGGUUUCUGACUGCAUAGUCUUUUUUUAGUCCCGUGCAGAACGGGGCUGGGGGGUGAUGGGGAGGGGUCAAACUAAAAUAAAGACUGACAAAACUAAACAAGUGAAUCAUGUUGAAAUGUUUGAACUUGCUGUUGGCCUGUUGUACGCAGUGUGCCAGUAUAUCCUGACAAUUGUCAUUAGUAGGUUUACUGUGUGUGGUGAGAGGACGCUCGAGGAGAGAGGCUCAACCUCCUCAGACUUCUAUAGGUGUUGAAGGGUUUGUUUUCUCGUCCCUCAACCAGCCAUUUGCUCGCUAAACACCUCUUGGUUCACUUUUCAGGGAUAGACAUAAUUAUUGUGUGAAGGGAACACAUUCACCUCAAUACAGUUCAUGUUUUGUGUUUUCUUGACAUUUGCAUUGUUCAUUUCACUGCAUGAGUGACUUUUCUUUCAGUUAACUUGAUUCCUCCCCACUUCCCAAUCCAUCCUUUUAAUGGGUUUUUGAUACGCCAGUCUCACUUCACCCUUUCCGUACACUGAAUCAACCUAAUCACACAGAUACCGUGGCUCACUGAUCAAUAUUGCACUGACUGAUGGACAGUUGUAACCAUGGUUUCUGUUCAGAAGUGUAGAGCUGUUUGUUACCUCAGAACACUGGGGAUCAUUUACUGAAGAGGUCGGCCAUUUUCACCUGUCAGCAUACAGUACCUUACUGGUCCUUCAAUCGGCACAGCAAAUGGAACAGCUCGUUAUCCUGUCAAUUUCCAUGGAGGAAGAAUCAAACAACUGAUUGCAGAGGAUGCGGAAGGAUGCACAACGUAAAGUCAAGGCAGGGAGGAGCGAUGCCCGGCUAGACAACACACAGCCAACCACGCACAUCUAGCUGCUAGCUCAGAGCGACCCCACCCCGUCAGCAACACCGCUUCACUCCUAUAUAUCCUUGGCUUAGCAACCCUUCCCCUGUGUUACAGUAGUGCAGCACUGAGCCAAUGGGGGAGUCCCAGUAGAUUCAACCAAGCCUGGCCCAUGUUUGGCACUCCUUUCACUGGGUGGCCCUUCAGGUGACAACUGCCAGAGACUGUUACAAGAUCGCAUUACCGCUGGGCUCCCCUCAGUAGAGGGACAUCACCUGUCUUGACUCCCACUCACUUCAUUCAACCCCCUGUCGCUGCCACUCACCUCAUUCAACCCCCUGUCGCUGCCACUCACCUCAUUCAACCCCCUCUCUCCCACUCAGACCAGUGGGGCAGUAGGGUUUUGGAGAUGAGGGGGGAGUGUAGUCUCUCAGACCAGUGGGGCAGUAGGGUUUUGGAGAUGAGAGGGGAGUGUAGUCUCUCAGACCAGUGGGGCAGUAGGGUUUUGGAGAUGAGGGGGUGUUAAUCAAAGGUUAUUUAAAAACAGUCACAGUGAUCUUAGAUUUGUUCUUGGCCUGUUUAUUUAUUCAAUAACCCUUUUUGAAGAAGAUCUAGGGAUGUUGUCUGGAUUGAAGCAUGGAUGAACUCUUGAGUUGAGAAGCUUAAUUUAACCUUUGUGCCCAUUUAAGCAAGGAGCCAUGAAAUGAUGCCUCCGUAGUGGGAUACAGCACUUAAAACACAAUGUCCUCCCCUCCACUAAUGUAGGCGCUGCAAAAAGACUCCUUUCCUAUUCACACAAAGUAGUCACUAUACAAUGUAUAGAAAAGGCUUCAUAUGGUGUGUGAGCUGGAGUCGUUGAGUGAAGCUAAACCAGUCAUUUAAAGUGAAAGAUGUAUAUUUAUUUUUUCUAUUUUCAGGGAGGGGUACUUGCGCUAUACAAACGAGGCUUGUUGACAGUCUGCCCUGUAAGAAACAAUGUGGAAUGUUCCAGAAGUCAACAUACUGCUGGCCAGAACAUUAUCACGAUUGUCAGGUAGCUUCUUUUUUAUUUCUGUUCAGUAUUGAAGUACAUAUAUACACCUGGAAUUCACUAACUUGAACCUGCUAGCUUGGUGGUGUAACCCCUUGUAAAGGACUAGGACAGUUAACAUAUUAGUCUCAUUGUGUUGCUAGUUUCUGUAAAGGACUAGGACAGUUAACAUUUUAGUUUCUUGUCCACAAGUGUCAUGGUUCAUAAAUGGAAUGGUGUUGCGACCUGUAUAUCUGAAUGUGACAGUGUUGAGAUGUCCUGUACAACUAAUAUCUAAUAGAAAUUUAGACCGCUGUGACGUUGUAUGACGCAUCAGUGGAUUGUCAUUUCUACAUGUCCCAAGUAGGUGGAGUAAGAAUGGCGUUCCACUAUAUUGGAGGAAGAGACUUGUGCAUUGCUCCAAAGGACAGGGAUUUAGACUUGGUUGAAUGAGAAUCGUAUUGCCUUGGGGGUAUUAUAAAGCCACACAAGCAAGUACUUUCUAUCCAGCAAAUGAAAGGAAAAAGCUCUUGAUUUUGUGUUAUUUUUGGAGGACAUCCUUUCUUUGUUGGCGACUCUUUGAGUUGUGUUUUUGUUCUCCAGAAUGGCAGUUGCUUCAGUUGUCUCAAUUGGUGCUUAUGAAAACAUCCUUUAUCCCUUGGGAACAAAGACACUCUUUCUGACGUCUUAAAUUAUCAGAUCAUGUCUUGUCUCCCUCACCUUCCUCACGGGCCCUCUCGUGUCACUCAAAACCCUCAAAGUAUCAGUCACUGGUACUUGCAAGGAUGUUUACAAUGGUUUUCAUUUCUAUGGUUGAGCCCUGUCUCCUGUGGUCUCACCCCUUCCCUCCCUCUUCUCCUUCAUCCUCCCCUUCAGGAGUUUAUGUAAAGUGUGCAUUACCACCACGGUUCUUUUUUUAUACAAUACUGUAAACUUGCCUUUGUACAUUUGGGCGAAAAAUAAAUCUUUUUAUGAGACAAUCA
Molecule: messenger RNA, 7983 nt
Organism: Salvelinus fontinalis (brook trout)
Lineage: Eukaryota; Metazoa; Chordata; Actinopteri; Salmoniformes; Salmonidae
Product: zinc finger protein 609-like
Exons: 9
Coding region: 553-4815 (1420 amino acids)
Biological process (GO): regulation of transcription by RNA polymerase II
Cellular component (GO): nucleus
Source: RefSeq, a predicted model, not a curated record